AUGGGGAAGAGAGUGGCCAUCGUCGGAGCUGGUGUCAGUGGCUUGGCCUCCAUCCGGUGCUGCCUGGAAGAGGGGCUGGAACCCACCUGCUUUGAGAGGAGCAAUGAUAUUGGAGGCCUGUGGAAAUUCUUGGACCAUGCCGAAGAGGGCAGAGCCAGCAUUUACCAGUCGGUAUUCACCAACUCUUCCAAAGAGAUGAUGUGCUUUCCAGACUUCCCUUAUCCUGAUGAUUACCCCAACUACAUGCACCACAGCAAACUCCAGGAAUACAUAAAGACAUUUGCUCAAAAGAAGAAUCUUUUAAGAUAUAUUCAGUUUGAGACCCUGGUUUCUAGCAUAAAGAAAUGUCCCAGCUUCUUAGUCACUGGACAAUGGGAAGUUGUUUCAGAAAAAGAUGGGAAACAGGAAUCUACUAUUUUUGACGCUAUAAUGAUUUGUUCGGGACAUCACGUAUACCCCAAUCUACCAACUGAUUCCUUUCCUGGCCUACACCAGUUUCAAGGCCACUAUCUCCACAGCAGGGACUAUAAAGACCCGGACGCCUUCAAGGGGAAGAGGGUCCUUGUCAUCGGCCUGGGGAACUCAGGAUCUGACAUUGCUGUCGAGCUCAGCCGUCUGGCUACACAGGUCGUUAUCAGUACCAGAAGUGGCUCCUGGGUCAUGAGCCGGGUUUGGGACGAUGGCUACCCUUGGGACAUGGUGUAUGUUACCCGCUUUGCAUCCUUUCUCCGGAAUGCCCUGCCUUCAUUUGUCUCUGACUGGUUAUACGUGAAGAAGAUGAACACGUGGUUUAAGCAUGAGAACUUCGGCCUGAUGCCUUUAAAUGGUUCCCUGCGAAAAGAGCCCGUGUUCAACGAUGAGCUCCCAUCCCGCAUCCUGUGUGGCACUGUGUCCAUCAAGCCCAAUGUGAAGGAGUUUACAGAGACCUCGGCUGUGUUUGAGGAUGGGACUGUGUUUGAGGCCAUCGACUCCAUCAUCUUUGCAACAGGCUAUGAUUAUGCCUACCCCUUCCUUGAUGACUCCAUCAUCAAAAGCAGAAACAAUGAGGUCACCUUGUUUAAAGGCAUCUUCCCCCCACUAAUGGAGAAGCCAACCUUGGCUGUGAUUGGCCUUGUCCAGUCCCUUGGGGCUGCCAUCCCCACAGCUGACCUCCAGGCUCGCUGGGCUGCUAAAGUGUUUGCAAACUCAUGCACCUUGCCAACUACAAAUGAAAUGAUGGAUGACAUUGAUGAGAAAAUGGGGAAAAAACUCAAGUGUAUGUUCUUUUCUUUCCUCAGGUUUGGCCAGAGCCAGACUUUGCAGACAGAUUACAUCACGUACAUGGACGAGCUGGGCUCCUUCAUAGGAGCCAAGCCUAACAUACCAUGGCUCUUCCUGACUGACCCCCAGCUGGCCUUGGAGGUGUACUUUGGUCCCUGCAGCCCGUACCAGUUUCGACUGAUGGGACCAGGGAAGUGGGAUGGAGCCAGAAAUGCCAUCCUGACCCAAUGGGACAGGACAGUAAAGCCAACCAGGAUGAGAGCUGUAGGGAAAGCUCAGAGACCCCAGCACUUUUAUAAUUUGCUCAGAAUUCUUUCAUUCCCAGUGCUUUUGCUAGCCGUUUGGCUUACAUUUUAUUAG
Molecule: messenger RNA, 1620 nt
Organism: Puma concolor (puma)
Lineage: Eukaryota; Metazoa; Chordata; Mammalia; Carnivora; Felidae
Source: RefSeq, a predicted model, not a curated record